AUGUCUUCUCCAAUGGUGCACUUAUCCGUCCCCAACUCCGACCUCUUCCAGUUUCCCCCAAGCAACGAGCCUCGAACUCUCCCUUCGCCGCCCGCUGGCUCGACACUUUUCGCUCCGCCAUUUACGAUACCCAGCUCGAUCUACAAUUCUGUUCUAGACAUUCGAGUGCCAAUCACGAUUGCCAGCGUGUACGCCGUUACCGUUGUUUCUGUCAACGCAUAUAACCGCUCGAGAGGGAAUAAGCCAUGGGCGAUCAGCAAGACGAAGCCAUUCUUCUGGUUUGUUGUGGCACACAACAUCUUAUUGGCAGUAUACUCUGCCUGGACCUUCAUUGGCAUGUUCGGGGCUCUGCAAAGAACUUUGCCCAGAUGGACAGGCGCUGAGACUUUGACGCCUAUGGUGGACAGCUUGUGCAAAAUGCACGGUGCUCGCGGACUUGGAAAUGCGGUUGCGUACAAUGGCACCCUCUCACAAUGGGUGUCGACAUCGUCAUCUAUGCUCCUGACUGAGACGGGACAACCAGACCCUACAGAUGUUGGAAGAUUGUGGAAUGAGGGUCUUGCUUUCUAUGGCUGGUUCUUUUACUUGAGCAAGUUUUACGAGGUUCUGGAUACUGUUAUUAUCUUGGCCAAGGGAAAGCGAAGCUCGACUCUGCAGACUUAUCAUCAUGCUGGAGCUAUGAUGUGCAUGUGGUCUGGAAUUCGGUACAUGUCUCCACCAAUCUGGAUGUUUGUUUUUGUCAACUCGGCAAUUCAUGCUCUCAUGUACACUUACUACACUCUGACUGCCUUCUCUGUCCCGAUUCCCCAAAGCCUCAAGCAGAGUCUCACAACCAUGCAAAUCAUGCAAUUCCUAGUCGGAACCGCCUAUGCAUCUCUCCACUCCUUCCUCUCCUACGAAAUCCCAGUGCAGGUUGCAGACAUCGAGGGCUCAAUCAAGACCGCCGCAUCAGCCGCCAGCUCCUCAAUCGCCUCCGCAGCAACCUCAGCCGGGCUCGGAAAGUUGGUUAUGAAGUACCUGUACCGUGCAGCUGGAGAAGAAGGACUUGCCGAGAACGUCAACGCACCAGCGCCAACUGCCCAGACAACAUCCGCUCCUAGCAGCAACGGAAUUCAAUACCGCACCGAGUACCAAACGGUCCCGUGUAUCGACACCAGCGGACAGACCUUCGCUAUCUGGUUGAACGUCUUCUACUUGACUCCACUGACAUUCCUCUUUGUCCGUUUCUUCGUCAAGUCCUACCUCCGACGGUCGAACCAGAAGGGUGGAAAGGCAUCCAAGCACAGCGCUGCGGAGUCAGCUGGAAAAGAUGCAUUGAAGGGUAUUGACCGCGAGCUGAACGGACGUGCCAACGGAACCCCCAACGGUACACCCAACGGCAAGGCGAAUGGAACACCAAAUGGAAAAGCAAAUGGAACGCCUAAUGGAAAAGCCAAUGGACGUGCCAAUGGAACUCCCAAUGGCACUCCUAACGGAAAGGCAAACGGUAAGGGGAAUGGGAAUGGGAAAGCAUUUAGCUUGUAA
Cadophora gregata is the source of this 1524-nucleotide messenger RNA. RefSeq lists its product as uncharacterized. NCBI's taxonomy places the organism in Eukaryota, Fungi, Ascomycota, Leotiomycetes, Helotiales, Ploettnerulaceae. Gene Ontology annotation, biological process: fatty acid elongation, polyunsaturated fatty acid; fatty acid elongation, monounsaturated fatty acid; very long-chain fatty acid biosynthetic process. Bases 1 to 1524 code for a protein of 507 amino acids. The record is from RefSeq and is a predicted model, not a curated record. Gene Ontology annotation, molecular function: fatty acid elongase activity. Gene Ontology annotation, cellular component: endoplasmic reticulum membrane. The transcript is spliced from 2 exons.